AGCAACUUCACGAGAAGCUUCCCACGCAGCAGCCUAGAGCUAGGUUCAGAAGCUAGCUAGGAAGAAAGCCUAGAGAAUCAAUGGGAGGGAGCCAGUCAUGCUUCGGCGGCGGUAGCCGGGACUACGACGAGUACGAGCAGCCGUGGCGGUCGGCGAGGAAGGUGAGGCCGAGCGACGAGGACGGGCUGUGGUACGUCGGCGAGCGGGACGUCGACAGGAAGGCCACGGAGUUCAUCGCCAGGUUCCACGCCUCCGCUAGCUACGUGGAGGCUUGAGCUUGAGCGCGCGGCCGGAAACCAAAUAUCUGUUCAAUCUUUGCUCUGUCGAUCUCGUCGUACUGCUUCCGCAAGUGAUCUUGUCUCGGGCUAAUCCACUUGGUUCAUUCGACAUUGAUUUGUAAUCUUGCUGCUCUCUUCAGUUAAUUUUAUUAGCUAGUAGUCUAGUCCCAUGCAUGGCUUUCUACAUUAAUCUCUGAAGUUAUAAUGUAAUUAAGGUUGUGUUCAGUAAAUAUGUAUUCCAUAAAUAAGAGCAACAGCCGGAGGCAUGAGCUUAU
Molecule: messenger RNA, 553 nt
Organism: Lolium perenne
Lineage: Eukaryota; Viridiplantae; Streptophyta; Magnoliopsida; Poales; Poaceae
Source: RefSeq, a predicted model, not a curated record